UACUACCCCAAAGCUGGAUCCCAAAGCAAUGAAGGCUUGGUCGCCCACGCCGUACACCAAACGGCGCCGGAGUCGCAGCGACCGUUGCGCCCGCUCGACGCCGUCGGGCAACGAGCCGAAGAGCAAGAGCAAGAGCAAGCACUCGUCCAAGUCGCACGGGUCCAAGUCCAAGAAGUCGAAAUCAUCCUCGAAGAGCUCGCUGGACAAGCACAGGAGCAAGGAGCGGUCGUCGGCCACCAGCAAGUCGAAGAAAAUUUUGCAGAAGGUGAGCGGGGAGCUAAAGCACAAGGAAAAAGACAAAUGCUGCUCGACGCCCUCGCCGCGUGGAUGCAAGGAGAAGCACGCUUCGAGCAAGGCCAAGCUGAGCGAGGCGUUGAAGAAGUCCGAGUCGAAGGACAAAGACAAAGACAAGCUGAAGUUGGAGUGCAAGUCACAUGUGCGCAAGGAGGAGAAGAAGGAGGAGAAGAAGCGCCGCCAUGAGCCGUCGAGGGAGCGCAGCCACAAUACUGAGCUUCGCGACGCUCGUAGAAGUGAGCGUGAGUGCGGCCGCUCCAAGGACUGGCGCUCCACGUCUCGACAAACGCCACGCCCUCGCGAACACCGUGCGCCCUCCGAUCAGAGCUCUCGCCCUCGUGCCCGCCGCUCGCACUCGCGCCAGGCGACGCUGCCACCAAGCUAUCGACGUCGCAGCGCGGAUCGUACGCCCAGUCCAUUCAGUUGGCACGAACGCGAUCUCAAGACCGUGCGCCUGCACAUCCGGGGACUGACGCGCCAGGUGACCAAAACCAAUAUUAUUGAGAUUUUUGGCAGCUUUGGCCAGCUGACCAAUGUUGAUUUUCCCAUAGAUCAUUUCUAUCGCAAUGGCUGCACGCCCGUCGGCCGCGGCUUCGCCUUUGUCGAAUACGUCCACCCCGAGGACUGCCAGCGCGCCCUGAAGAGCAUGGACGGCAGCAGGCUCGACGGCCAACGCAUCAUCGUCUCUCCGUUCGAGAGGAGUAUGCUGCGUUUUCCCCUGCGUCGGCGGUACACUUCUCCACAGAAUGGACGAGACCGUUAUUAAAUUCCAAUUGUUGUACAACGCAUACAAGUUACACACACACAGAAAGAGAGGGAAAUAUAGACAGAGAGAGACAGAGAGAGAGAGAGAGAGAGAGAGAGAG
Drosophila arizonae is the source of this 1160-nucleotide messenger RNA. RefSeq lists its product as uncharacterized. Gene Ontology annotation, biological process: mRNA splicing, via spliceosome. Gene Ontology annotation, molecular function: RNA binding. Gene Ontology annotation, cellular component: ASAP complex; nucleoplasm; cytoplasm. Lineage: Eukaryota; Metazoa; Arthropoda; Insecta; Diptera; Drosophilidae. The record is from RefSeq and is a predicted model, not a curated record.